UUGACCGCACUCAAGUUGGAUGUAUUGACAAGCAAGAAGUUAAUAACCAACAAUCAAGGCUGGUCCAGUAAGCUGUUCGCUUCAUCGGAUGUCAAGACCGCCGUAGGUUCUAUCGUGGAUGUCACCGAGGCCAUAGCCAUUGUCAAUGAGUCAAUGCCAACUUUAACAAAGUCCAAGCCUGAAUCUACAGAGUCAGUGGAGGAUGUGUUGAAUGACUACGAUGAUAUCUUUGCUGAGAAGUUGGAGAAAGCUUGCCAAAUCACUGUUGUGGAACAUGAGAUCAACCUCAUCCAAGGUGCAACUCCAACUACUGCCCGUCUCCAACACUUUUCAAUCAAAGAGAAGGCAUUCUUGGAGACCGAGAUUGAUAGACAACUCAAAAUGGACUCUAUUGAGGACUCGUCAUCUCCAUUCUCCGCUGCGCCAGUCCUUGUUCCAAAGGGUGACAGCUAUCGUCUUGUCGUGUCGUACAAGAAAUUGAACGACAUCACCAUCAAAGACAAGUACCCGUUACCAAGGCUGGAGGAGCAAUGGGCCAACUUUCAUGGUGCCACUGUGUUCAGUACCAUUGAUAUGUUGAAUGGUUACACGCAACUCGCCGUCGCCAAGGCCAUCCGUCCUAUGACUGCAUUCAUCACUCAUACUGGUCUUUACCAAUUCAAGAGUUUGCCGCUCGGUCUGUGUAACGCUGUGGCUACAUUCUCUCGUUGCAUGUACACUAUCUUCAAGUCAUUGAUCAACAAAGGUAUAUUUUUGUACCUCGAUGACGUUAUUCUCUAUUCCAAGUCUCUUCCAGAGCAUGUCAAACUACUGCGUCAAGUGUUUGAGAUACUACGCAAGCACAACUUCAAGGUGAACGUCAAGAAGUGUGUCUUUGCCAAAGAUCGACUUAUCUUUCUUGGCUACCUCAUAUCCAACAAGGGUCUCCAGGUUGACCCAGCCAAGUGCAAGGCUCUCCAGGAGCUCAAGCAACCUGUCAAUGUCACAACUCUGUUGUCCUUCAUUGGUCUGGUCAACUACUCAAACCUGUCAUCGUUGUGGGUGCUCGAAACAGAUGCGUCCGCAUAUGGAGCAGGUGCUGUGUUGCUCCAGAACAACAAGGUUGUUUCUUACUUCUCCAAGACAUUCAACUCUGCCCAAGUCAACUACUCGGCCACUGAGAGAGAAUGUYUGGCCAUUGUAUUGGCCAUCGAGCACUACCGUCCAUACCUACAUGGCACCCGGUUCACAGUGAUCACCGACCAUCAGCCAUUGCGCUACUUGUUCACAGCCAWGAUGAACAGUCGUCUGAUCAGAUGGGCUCUGUUUCUGCAAGACAUGGACUUUGAGAUUGUGUAUCGUCCUGGACAUCUCAACAAAGCAAGUGACUGCCUAUCCCGUGACCCGGUCAAAGACGAGGAGACCGUCAACAUCGUUGGUGCCACGGAGGAAUUGUCAAGAGAUGUGUGGAUCAGAGAGAUCAAGGCAGAUCCCCAAUUGAUGCUUUUCAUCAACUACAUUGAGAAGAAGGAGCUGCCAGAGGACCAACAUCUGGCUCGUCGAGUGGUCAUUGAGUCAGAGUUCUUCCUAUAUAACAAGGGCAUCUUGUUUCGUGGUUCCAAGCAUCCUGAAUCACGUGUUGGAUCAACAUCGCCAGUKGUCAAUCCAAGAGUGUGUGUCCCAGCCACGGUCACAUCGCGCAUCGUCCAGCUCUUCCAUGACGAUCCAAUCCAUGGAGGACACUUUGGUAUURCCAAGACCAUCUACAAGAUCAAGGAGAGAUACUUCUGGCCGGGAAWGAUAAAGGAGAUCAAGGAACAUGUUCAGACGUGUCCAACUUGCCUUUCAACAAAGAGAAAGUACACCAGAGAGGGUCUACUCAUUCCCAUCGAGUCGUCUCGUCCGUUCGAGUUGGUCGCUUUGGACUAUCUGGGUCCACUCACYGAGACCAAGGAUGGUAACAAGUACAUCCUGGUCAUCGUCGACCACUUCACACGUUGGGCCGAGGCAUUCCCAACCAAGGACAAGUCCGCUGAGACUGCCGCACACCAUCUKUUCACUGACUGGUACUGUCGAUAUGGCGCUCCAAUGAAGUUGUUGAGUGAUUGUGGAGGUCACUUCCUGGCUGAUGUCAUUGUCCAGAUGAACAAGAUCUUCGACAUCAAGAAGGUGAACACCAGUCCCUAUCAUYCCAGGACCGAUGGAAUCUGUGAGAGAUUCAUACAGACAAUCAUCCAGUUGCUUCGAGCCUACUACUAUAUGUACCAG
Messenger RNA from Acytostelium subglobosum LB1, 2247 nucleotides. RefSeq lists its product as hypothetical. NCBI's taxonomy places the organism in Eukaryota, Evosea, Eumycetozoa, Acytosteliales, Acytosteliaceae. The annotation marks the transcript as partial. Gene Ontology annotation, biological process: DNA integration. The record is from RefSeq and is a predicted model, not a curated record. The transcript has 2 exons. Gene Ontology annotation, molecular function: nucleic acid binding.